This is a messenger RNA of Aspergillus aculeatus ATCC 16872, 1383 nucleotides long. RefSeq lists its product as uncharacterized. Gene Ontology annotation, molecular function: transferase activity, transferring alkyl or aryl (other than methyl) groups. The record is from RefSeq and is a predicted model, not a curated record. The coding region runs from base 1 to 1383 and encodes 460 amino acids. The transcript is spliced from 2 exons. Lineage: Eukaryota; Fungi; Ascomycota; Eurotiomycetes; Eurotiales; Aspergillaceae. Gene Ontology annotation, biological process: alkaloid metabolic process.
AUGGCGCAAGGCAAUCUACCCUUCGCGCCAUCUCCAUACAUCUCUCUCAGCCAGUCCCUCCUCUUCCAAAACCAAGAAGAGGAUGACUGGUGGCACCGCGCGGCGCCCGUUCUGGCCAGAAUGUUGCAGAACGCCGACUACGAGAUCGCCAAACAGUACCAGUACCUGGCCUUCUUCGCCCAGCACGUCGUCCCCGCGCUGGGUCCAUCUCCAGCCAACCCGCGCCCCAACCUCUACCGGGGCGUCUUCAACCUCGAGUUCAGCCAGAACUUUCAGGAGUCAGGCUGCAUUAUCCGCCUGGCUUUCCUCCCCGUGAACUACCUCGCCGGGGUCCCCGGCAAAGACCCGUUCAACCGACUCUCCACCCCCGAGGUGCUUGCCCGAUACGCUCAGAUCGACGGCAUCGAUCUCGACCUUCGACUCUAUCAGCAACUCGUCAGCGACCUCACAUUAAACACAAGGGAAGAGGACCACUUGCUCUCUACGGAAAGCCCCUUGCCCCCGGUCUUCAAGACCCAGAGCGGCAUCGCCCUGGACCUACGCAAGGAGGGCAAGAUGACCGUUAAGCUGUACACCUUCGUCGUCGGCAAGUCGAUGGCGACCGCCACGCCGGCAUCGACGCUGGCUCUCAAUGCUGUUCGCAAGGUAGACCAGGGUGCCGCCAGCCGUUUCGACGCAGGCAUGCGGCCCAUCCAGGCCUUCCUUGACGAGAAGCAGGGCACCCCGGACGCGAUGAUACCCACGUCGCCGACCUCCUUUCACCCGCGUGGCAUGAUCCAGUUCGGCUGCGACCUGGUGGACCUCGCGCGUACGCGGUUCAAGUUCUACAUCCACGACUACAUCGUGAAUACGGACAGGUUGGCGGAGCUUUGGACGCUGGGUGGCAGGCUGCGGGAGCGCGACUGUCCCGGUAUCGAGAAGGGGCUGGAGAUCCUGCACGAGUUGUGGUCCAUCCUCCAGGUCCGCGAAGGUUACCAUCUCCCAUUUGCCUGUGCGCCGAGGGCGGGUGAGCGCGAGUCGGUUGUGACUCACGAUCCAGCGAGCCUGACUGCUGCUAGUACUUCUACUACCUCCAAGCCACAAUUCUACUACGACCAGCAGUUCCUGAUUGUCAAUUAUGAGAUUCAUCCCGGAGAUCCUUGGCCUGUCCCCAAGGUGUAUUUCCCGCUGUUUGGAAUGACGGAGGAUGCGGUCAUCGACGCAGUGGUCGCGUUCUUUGAGCGGCUGGGGUGGGCGCAGCAGGCGCGCGUGUAUCGGGAAAGUAUGGUUGCUUGCUUCCAGACUCGCGACUUGGAGAAGACGACAGAUAUCCAGGUCUGGCUCUCGUUCUCCUAUUCCCCCAAGAAGGGGCCGUAUACUACCGUGUAUUACCGAAGCCUUUGA